GGCGUCACUGAUCGAUCAAUAAGUGUGUCUCAUAGCGUGUCUCACCAUGCAUAUUCAGGCUAGGUGCGUUCGUGCAUCUAACGCUCUACAUGUGGAACUGAGGUCCUACCUACUAUGAAAGGCAGACAGUCAGCACUUCAUCGUCCACCACCCCGCCCCCCGUCUGCAGUGCAGGUCUGCAGUCAGUCAGCCAGCCAUUCAGCCACCAAACACUUGGGUUGCGCGCACAAGACUCGAAAAAAUGCCCAUGCACGCCCCGCCAAGUUGGGCACACCCAUACACACACGACGCGACGCCCCAAACACCCAAUCACCACACCUACUAGAAGGCGGCACACAUGUAUGUAUGUAUGCAUGGAUGCAUGUAUGUAUGUAUGUCUGUGUUGUGUUGAUUGAAUCAUUCGUUCAUUCAUUCGACGGAUUCCUGCGAUGGUUUCUCGCCUUGCUGCGGGUUGCCGUAGCUGGAGGCGACGCUGUUGCGGGUAUGGGGCCGGUACAGAGACGACCCCGCGCUGUCACGCCGAACGAUGGACCCUGCACCCAAACAUGUAACAGAUGAGGGCCGAAUGGUGGCAGGGGCGAGUUCCUGCUCCUGUCCAACGUGGCUCCUCUCACUUUGUUGUGGUAUGGGAUGGAUGCGCAGGUCACCCCAGCCGUCCAUCUGACUCAGCCCUGACACAUACACACACACACACACACACACAUACCCAGAAUUUGUGGCUGUGUGCGUCUCCUGUCAUGUCCCAUCUACCUGAAGGAGGUGCCAUGACGUCGUCUGCCUUCAUCCGUUCGGCCACGGGCACCAGCCGGUCCCAAAACACGUAGGAGCACACCAGCGAGAAACCAACCAGCACCACAGAGGGAAUCGCCACCAGGUUGUUGACCGACGCCUCACCGGCUGCAUCAUAUCAACACACGCAGGCACACAACGGUGUGACGUCCUUGUGUUGUGCUUGUGCGCCGCUUUAUAUUACCAACGGCACCGGCGAUCGAGAUCAUGACAUUGCCAACCACACGACCAAAUGUGCCUGGUGCCACCACGCGAAAACACAAGAGACCGCCAUCCAUCCAUCCAUCCAUUUGAUGCCCCAGCUUCACUCAGAUACCAGCUUCGGUUGAAAGAAAUCCGCUGUUGAAUAGGCCCUUGCUCAUGACCUUGGGCAUCACCUUGGACAGCAGACCCAUGUUGACACCCUCCAACACCUACACAAAUGCAGACACACACAUACAGAUCAGUCGAUUGCGCCUCUGGCUGGCCCGUCCAUUCCGCCCACCUGCGCCGAUAUGAAGAGUGUGAAUCCGCCUAUCAGAUACUGCACCACGGUGAAGGAGCUGCUGUUCAGCUCAAAGGUCAACGCGCUGCCUGUGCACACGAAAAGACGGCACACAUACAUGGGUGCCGUGUUUCGUCCACGUAUGUGCCUUCCUUCUCGGUGAUCGGUUCAUUUUUGCUCACGAGCUUCCUUACCCAGUCCAAGAAGGAAGAGCGAGAUGCUCUGGCCAACACGGUCGGGGAUCAUCUGAGACAACUUGCCUGCAUGACGAGGGAGAACAAUGCACCGUGGUUCUCACAUGUCUGUCUGUGUCUUUGUGAACGCGGCGCUCACCGACGGCCAGGUUGGUGGGCAGGACGAGCAGGCCGAUGAUGGCCAGCAUAUUGCCCACAGCUGCGUCGCCCCAGCCGAAGAAGUGCGCGGUCACGAGGGGCGCUGCCGUCUGGAAGGCCUCCUGCACCAGCUUGAGCACGAAAUAAACCCACAGGCACACCACCGUGCCCGACGGGUCCAUAACGGACUUGGUCGGCUGGCAUGACACACACGAGAAGGAAGAGAAAGAAGAGGAAGGCGAUCUUUUGCGGCUCCUGGCUGUCCAUCCAUCCAUGCAUCCAUCUAUGCGUACAUCUUUGAGAGAUCUAAAUGAAGAUGAUGCUGCUGGCAUGCCGUCCUCAAUGGUCUCGUCGCCCUCCUCAAUCGCAAGCAGCGGCUCCAACAGGUCAUUAUCACGGCUGCAGAACCACAGGUCACACACACACACACACACACACCGAGAGAGAGAGAGAGACAGCCAGCCGGUUGCUGUGUGCACUUGGUUGGUCGUCAUAUAUACCUUUUUGCGUAUUUCCUGAUGGGCUCAGUGAAUGCCAGCCACGUCAUGAAGAAGAAUAUGAACCAAAGGAUGGCCAUGAUCCAGCCGGGGGCCGUCAGGGGAUUCACAGGCAGACCAAACACCUGCAAUACGCAUAGACGCACGGAACGGGGAUGUGCGCACACGCCGUUAGCUGACCGAGAAGUUGAUCAUGUUGAGCAACGUCUGGCUGCCGGGCCCGACGGUCAUCCCCAGUGACCCCACGGCGACAAAUAUCGCCGACUGGAAGGUCUUCUGGUCGAUCGUCACGAAAUCCGCUAUGUACCGACGGUUCACCGCCCGAUUCCCGCCAAGACCCACAAUCAGACGGGCUGCACACAGCCACAAGACACAUACACAUAGACAUAGACAUAGACAUAUGCAGACAGGAGAUGUAGAUGAGCACAGGUGGCUGGCUGACGUGGCUUACCCAGGAAAAGCAGUGCAGGGCUGCCGAACGGCAAGGCCAGAGCGUAGAGGAGGUUGCCGAGCACUAGGAUGAUUGUGCAGAAGACGAGCGGCUGCUUGAAGCUGCGGUUGGACCAGAGUGAGUAAAUGACGGACGACAGCAGGGACGAGAGGGGCGUCAUGGCGAGCAGCAGACCCGACAGUGUGGCCCACAUGCCGAGAGCGCUGGCGUACUCGUUGGCCGUGGGAAUCACCACGUAGUAGUUGGCCAUGUAUAGAAACGUGUUGUAGUGAUUCAGAAACAAACUGACCACCACACACACACGUAUGCACAAGCGUCGUCGGUCUUCCGAUCUGUGUCCUCUCCCUCCCUGGCUCACCCGAAUGCAUCAGCCGCGCCGACGGGCUCGGCCUCAUAGUCGAUCUGCGCCUGGCCCGCCAGUGUGCUGUAGAACUUGGCCUUCCUGGCGGUGCGCAUGGCUCGGCGCUGGAAGGUCAGCAACAGCUCCUCGGUGUGCUUGCGCUCGAUGAGGUGGCCCUCGCCGUCCACAAUGGGCUCUGUCGUGCGGCCGUGCAGCUCGUUGACCUGGUGCCUGGUGAUCUUGCCCUCCCGCAGCCACUGGUCCUCCUUCUCACGCAUUGAGCUGAACAUGGCCUGGAGCUCACCCCACAGGCGGGGGAUGUUGGGCGACAGCCGCAGGUCGUCCAGACGAGAGGCGGUGUUGUCGGGUCUCAGACGCUGGCGCACGAAGUCUCUCAGGAGCCCCUCGCCAGUCGUGCCACGGUAUAUGAAGCCAGCCUGAUAGUGGAAGAGAGCAGCACGGAUGCGAUGAUGUCGUUUGCACACGAAAGAGGCUGACCAUUUUGGUCUUCUUUUCGCAUUUCUUGAGGAUCUUUCUGACUCCCUAUCACACACACACAAGCAGAGAUAUCACACGGGAAUGUGAGUGUGCGUUGCGAAAGAAGACCUCGGCGUUCAGCUCGGCGAACUUGAUGACGUCGGCCAUCUCCUCGGUCGUCUGGCGCAACUCGCCAUCUGACGCACGACGCAAUACUUCGAUGUAUCCGCAUAUCGUAUGCCGUUUGCUCGUCCUUACACAUGAGUGGGAGUGUGGUGGGCGAUAUGUAUGGCCAUCGCUUCUUGAGUGAGGCGAGGCUGUUGACGCCGCGCUUCAACACGUCCUCAUAGAAGAUCUGCACACGCGCGGCAGGCAGGCCAACGCAACAGGCAGGCGCAACGUCGUAGAUCAUCAUAGAUCAAUCAUUCCACGCUGCAUCUCUGCGAGUACUUACGGCGCUCUUGUUGAUCUCGUGGUCCAGCAGGUUCCCGAAUCUGCACACAGGCAGAGGCGCCGCAGACCCAUCCACCAUCCAUCAUACGCCGCCUUUCGGCUCACCUGUCGAUAGAUUCCUUGAUGUCGGCAUUUGGCUCCUGGGCUGUGAUCUUGGCAACAACUUCUUUGAUCUCUUUCUUGAGCCUGAGCACACAGAACGGCCAUCCAUUCACGGGUAUGCACAGCUGCUGCCACUUGAUGAUCACCUCUUAUAGUCAAUGUAGUAGCCCCGCCACUGCGGCAGACUCUCCUGCUCUAUCGUGUUGCCAAACUUAACCAUGAUUGCGG
Vitrella brassicaformis is the source of this 4153-nucleotide messenger RNA. The record is from the annotation of a GenBank genome assembly. Lineage: Eukaryota; Vitrellaceae.